AUGUCGGAACAUCCCUUCUCUCUUCUUUUCUCUUUUCUUCUUCUUCCUCUCCCCUCCUCUUCCCCCACCCUCCACUCCUCUUCCCUCGCCCUCUCUCUCUCUUCUCCCGCCUCCCUCCCUCUUCUCCCGCCCUCCCUCCCUCUUCUCCCGCCCUCCCCUCCUCUUCCUCCGCCCUCCCUUCCUCUUCUCUCGCCCUCCCCUCCUCUUCCCCCGCCUCCUUUGCUCUUCCUCCGCCCUCCCCACUUCUUCCAUUGCAAUGUAGCCUUCUUGUGCGCUUGCCUUAUCUUUCGCUCCUUCUCCCCCCUGUCCCCCACUCCGCCCACUGUAGGUGGCAGGCAGAUGGCACAAGGAGGGCGACAAGCCAGCCUCCCCAAUCCCCGUGUCCCCUCUGCCCCUGUUCCGCCCUCGUACUCCACCCCCUUCCGCCCACCACAGGUACCACAGUUCGUGGCAGACAGGUGGCACAUGGCAGGGCCCAAGCCAGGGGGUGAGGCAGCAGCAGGGGGAGGGGCUGCUGGGGGAGGCGCGGCGCAAGGUGCCGCCGCCACGCCUCCGCCACUAGGGGGGGGAGCGGGGGCGGGGGGAGUGGGCGUGGUGGGGCGAGUGCGCAUGGCGUUUGGCCCGCGCGCUCGCUCCCAGGGCGGACAGGCCGCCACACAGGUGAUUAUGAGGAGCGGCUAUUCAGUUCCCUCUCUCUGCCUUACUUCUCUCUCAUGCGUUGCCCACAAUUGCACCUCACCCUUUCCCAUCUGCAUGCGCUGUCCCGCCUUUGCCAUGCAUAUGCUGUCCAUUUGUCAACCCCGGCAGCUGCCAGCUGUCGCGCUCUCAUUCGUGGACCGCCACUGGAGUGGCAGCUCCCCAGGUACCGUGCGAGGCAUGGCAUGGGUCAUGGGGGAACUCGUGACUGCGUGUGCUGCUGGUGGUGCCGAAGCGGGUAGGGGAGCAGGACAACAGACAGCAGCAGCAGCAGCAGCAGGAGUUGAGGAGGGGGGUAAGGCUGUGAGGGAGGCUCUGCUGAGGGCAGGCGCCGUGUGGGCAAAGCAGUGGAGUGCUGUGCCGGCAGAGCAUGGGAACGGAGCUGCUGAGCUUUAUCGAGCGGCGUUGCGAUGCGGCCAUGCAUCAUGCAAGCCGUGGCGAGCAUUUAACCAAGCAGGCCGAGGUGGAGUGUGUGAAACAGCCUACUGCACGAGCUGCGGAGUGGACGCCAUGGAAGUUUAUUCCUUGUCAGGGACGUUUCAGUGGCAAAUUGACGGGUUUUCUGAGUUGACAGAGGCGGUGACCAAGCGUGUGGACUACUUGUUGACCGUGGUCAACCAGUUUGACCGGACAAAGUCAGUGCGGAGAGGCACACCACCUAACGCCAUACCAGCGGCACGGCUCUGA
Messenger RNA from Closterium sp. Naga37s-1, 1383 nucleotides. NCBI's taxonomy places the organism in Eukaryota, Viridiplantae, Streptophyta, Zygnematophyceae, Desmidiales, Closteriaceae. The record is from the annotation of a GenBank genome assembly.